AUGAAUGCGAUUCGGAAGGCCUCGAGGUGGGCUUUUAGUGAGAAGAAUGGAGAGGAUGGUGAUCCUGGUUCGCCGGGUGGAAAUGGUAAUGGCAGCGAGAAACAGUUAGGUGUCGAGGGAUCGGGUCCUGCCGAGUCGGGGGUCGACGAACCGGCUGCUAAAGCGCUUCUCGCGUUGGGUGACGCGAAAGACGAGGAGGAAAAGAAGAAUAAUAAGUCGAAAAAGACAAGAUCCAGGAAAAGAGCUUCUAAACAGGACAGCGAAAAGUCUCCUGUUGAGAAUGAGAAUAUUUUGAAUGCCGGUCAUGAGGCAAUUGCUGUUGCUGCUGCUACUUCCGCUACUUCUGGUUCUGCUGCGAAUGCUGAAAACAGCGUGGAUAACCAUCGAGAACCUGAUUUUGGCAGCGUUGGCGAUGUUAUACAGUUUGUGGGCUCGUUAUCGCCAAAUGCCAAUAGCGGUAACAAGAAACGUAAACUGAAUAAUAACGCGUCAACUGCGUUCGAUAACGGCGAUAUCUCGGGCUUUGAGUCGAAUUGGGGUACUUAUCUCAACGACGACAUGGCUGACGGGUCGUCUCAGGCUCAUAAUGAGGAUUACAUGUUCAUUCAGCCUCAACAGAUCCAGCAACAACAGCACCAACACCAGCAACAGCAGCAGCAGCAUCAGCAUCAGCAGCAUCAACAACAGAACUCACAACAACAGCUCCAACAGAAUCACCAUGCUCAGAAUCAUCAACAACAACAACAGCAGCAACAACAACGUCAACAGCAACAACAACAGCAACAGCAGCAGUCCCAGCAACAGCAGGAGGAACCGUCUCAAGAUCAGAAGAAGAAGAGAAAGGGUAAGAAACGAGCUCUUAAUGUUGACCCUGCUCUGGCUCAUUUGGACGAUACUGGUCCAGGCCAGAAUGAACAUUUUAAAGAACAGCAGCUCGUGGAACAGGCCAUGUUAGAAGCCCAUGCUAUUGCUACUGAGUUAGAAUCGUCGGAGACAACCUCCGGUGCUGCUGCCUCGAGCAUUGUUAACGGUGCGGGCGCUGGUUCCGAUGCUUCUGCUGUAGCUACUGCCGCUGCUUUAGCAGCUGCUGCUGCCACUGCUCAGCAGUUACAACUCGAUCACCAGCGUCAUCUCCAUCAUAAGUAUCUUCAUUCUCCGGGAGGAGUCGUGGCUAGUCAGCAGCAGCAACACCAGACAACCCAACAACCUCGUAGAAAACGGCCCCAUGAUUCACAACAACACCGUCAUGAAGACUUGGUCGACCAGGAACUUCAAGACUCUAUUAAAAAUAAUUGGGCAUUGCUGGCUGAUGGACAGGAUGUCAAAGAACGAGGUGGUUCGUUCACAAAAGAAGAAGCUGCUCAACUUGACAGGUUUAUGGAACAUUAUAUGGCUGCCAAGGGGUUGACUCGAGAUGAAGUUUGUAGCCGAGUAUGGUCGAGCCAGCGGAAAAAGGAUAAUUUCUGGGGUCUCGUGUCGUCUGUCUUGCCCUAUCGAACCCGGUCAAGUGUAUAUAAACACGUACGACGAGCAUACCAUGUGUUCAAUGCUCGUGGUAAAUGGGACAAGGAAACAGAUGCCCAGUUGGCUGCACUUGUAAAUGAGCGAGGUGCUCAAUGGAAGGCUAUUGGUCUGAGUCUUGGAAGAAUGCCCGAAGACUGUCGAGACAGAUGGAGAAACUAUCUCAAAUGUGGUGAUCAACGAAACCAGAACAAAUGGACUAUUACCGAAGAGAACAAGCUCAAAGAGAUUGUUAUGACAAUUCUCAGCGACAACCCUGCUGCUGACAUCAACUGGACAGUUGUCAGUGACCGCAUGGGAGGUUCACGAUCCCGCAUCCAAUGCCGAUAUAAAUGGACCAAGAUCCACAAGAAUAUGAAUGCCACUCUUGUAGACUCGAUGCCCAAUGCUGACAAGAAAGUGUUUUUGGAGUUGUUGAAACACUAUGCCAACGAGCAGCAAAUCAACUGGGAAACGGUGGCCGUCAUUGAAGGCAAGGGCAUCUUCUCGGCCAAAGACUUCGCUACCAUCUACACCCGUCUCAAACUCAAAUACUUUGGCACCGAAACUCCCAACAAAGAUUAUAUCGACGCCAUCACCGAACUCAUCGACUUCCUCGACAAAGAAGACGUGCCAAACAAACCUCUCUCCCUACCACCAACCACCGACGAGCCCCAAAACGCGCCAAAACCCGUCCUACACGCCACCACUACCCCUGUUCCUGCUAGAUAA
This is a messenger RNA of Sugiyamaella lignohabitans, 2232 nucleotides long. It is a transcript of the gene NSI1, whose product is annotated as Nsi1p. Gene Ontology annotation, biological process: regulation of DNA-templated transcription. Gene Ontology annotation, molecular function: DNA-binding transcription factor activity; transcription cis-regulatory region binding. The record is from RefSeq and is a predicted model, not a curated record. Gene Ontology annotation, cellular component: nucleus. The transcript has a single exon. NCBI's taxonomy places the organism in Eukaryota, Fungi, Ascomycota, Dipodascomycetes, Dipodascales, Trichomonascaceae. The coding region runs from base 1 to 2232 and encodes 743 amino acids.